CAGACGACGACUGCAAGAUUCUGCCGGGUGUGCCUCAACACUUACGCACUUACGUACCCGUCACUGAUUACCUCAACCUUGGCGACCUUAUCCAUCACCUUCCUUUCCCUCGGGUUCACGCUUCGCCUCAGCACACACCUACACACUCGCGCGACAUACCCACCUCAUCGAGACGUCCCUCUCCCCAAACACCCACAACCUUCAACUCCGCCGACCCAGGCUCCAAGAACCUCCAACCUACGCACGAUUCGGCCAACCUUCGAGUGCACGCCUUUCACUCCGUCACACUCGCCUAAUUCCGUCCUCAACAUUGCCAACCAUCGCAUUGCAUUCGCGCAGCCCGACGACGACUUGCACCUCGCCUGA
Messenger RNA from Colletotrichum costaricense, 366 nucleotides. RefSeq lists its product as uncharacterized. The annotation marks the transcript as partial. The transcript has a single exon. The record is from RefSeq and is a predicted model, not a curated record. NCBI's taxonomy places the organism in Eukaryota, Fungi, Ascomycota, Sordariomycetes, Glomerellales, Glomerellaceae.